Messenger RNA from Punctularia strigosozonata HHB-11173 SS5, 1535 nucleotides. Its product is annotated as kinase-like protein. Gene Ontology annotation, molecular function: ATP binding; protein serine/threonine kinase activity. Gene Ontology annotation, biological process: intracellular signal transduction; protein phosphorylation. Lineage: Eukaryota; Fungi; Basidiomycota; Agaricomycetes; Corticiales; Punctulariaceae. The transcript has 2 exons. The record is from RefSeq and is a predicted model, not a curated record. Bases 117 to 1535 code for a protein of 472 amino acids.
GCUGAUGAAUUCGUUUCGAUCCGCUCAGACGUCGACUGGUACAAAAUCUGCCGCAUUUCGAAUGGAGGGCUCGCACUACAAGUUCUCCUCCGAUCCGACUCGUCUAAUUCUCCACCAUGGUUCGCAUCAGCAACAACCUUCCCAACUUCACCGGCAGGCUGGUGGGCGGCCGGUAUUCUCUCAGAGAGGUCCUGGGCUCUGGAGCCUACGGAAUUGUUCAUCGCGCCGAAGACCGCGAGGCCGGAUCUCAUCAGACGACGCAGGUCGCCGUCAAGUGCCUCUGGGACACCACCAAUGCUGCGGGUGCAUCUCAUCGGCGCGAGGUAGCAAUACACAAACUCGUCUCCUCACACGGCAACAUCCUCACCUUGCGCGACAUCGUCUACGAGGAGCAAUUCAUCUUUAUCGUCCUUGAUCUGAUGCAAGGCGGCGACCUAUUCGGCAACAUCGUCCAUCGACGGGUCUUCUGGAAACGGGACGACCUUAUCCGCAACGUAUUUCUACAGAUAUGCGACGGCGUCCAACACUCGCAUAGUAAAGGCAUCGCGCACCGGGACUUGAAACCGGAGAAUAUUCUGUGCUCCCCCGAGGGGAAUGUUGUCAUAGGUGACUGGGGAUUGGCCACCAGGAGUUCGCUCACGGAGAAUCGCGGAUGCGGCAGUGCUUUCUAUAUGAGCCCUGAAGCGUUCAAGGACGCUCAACAUCCCCGCCUGUAUUGUCCUCUCCGCAGUGACAUUUGGUCCUUGGGCAUCAUCCUUAUCAACCUCAUUACCGGGCGCUGCCCCUGGCAGAGGGCCGAACGCUCGGACACCUCUUUCAUCGAAUACGUGGAUGACACGGCGCAUGGUCGUUGGAACGGAGAGUUUCUGCGAUGCAUGCUCCCGCUUUCGUCUGCCGUCAACAUACUUCUGAAGCGCAUAUUGGUAGUCAAUCCCGCCCACCGGCUGCAGAUUCAGGACAUCAAGGAGCGUAUCUUGAACAUUGAUACAUUCUUUAUGUCGCCAGACGAUGUAUCGAAGGGAACACAGCACGUCAAGGGCAUCGUCGAAGAACACGCACAGUUCCUCGUCAAAGCUGUCGGCGGACCCCCCUUCAACGGCAUCAUCUUCGCUCCUGUUCCCGGCACGGCCGCGGUGGCACCUCUUCUUCAACGCGAGACGUCGAUGGUCACUGUCGCGUGGUCAUUUCGUUCACGAAGCAACGUCGAUCCUGAUGCCUUUUCCCGAUCAUCGCGACCUUCCUCACCAUCGUCACGUGGGCCCCGCACUCCUCCUGUCAGUGACCAAGGCCUCACGAGCAUCGUCAUUGCCAGCGUCGAGCAGGCCCAUCCGGCACCGGCAAUACGCCGCCCACAUCCACUUCCUGAUUCGCCAUCAGGAACGGGUAGCCCUUCGGCCGUGCUCCUGAGAAUGGCCGUGCUCAACGACCGUCCUCAGGCGAUAGAAACUAGGAGCGAGGCAGGGAAGCGCAAGAGACAAUCGUCAAUAUCGGCGAUGUUGAACAAGACGAUCAAGUGUCUCAAGGCUUUGGCUUAG